Betta splendens (Siamese fighting fish) is the source of this 1450-nucleotide messenger RNA. It is a transcript of the gene plgrkt, whose product is annotated as plasminogen receptor, C-terminal lysine transmembrane protein. The record is from RefSeq and is a predicted model, not a curated record. Gene Ontology annotation, cellular component: plasma membrane. Gene Ontology annotation, biological process: positive regulation of plasminogen activation. NCBI's taxonomy places the organism in Eukaryota, Metazoa, Chordata, Actinopteri, Anabantiformes, Osphronemidae. The transcript is spliced from 5 exons. The coding region runs from base 516 to 965 and encodes 149 amino acids.
GGAGAUAAGAUGAAUAAAUGCGUAACGAUAUGAUUGUUAAGGGGAAUUAUUCGCUCAUGUGCUAAACAGAGAAAUCACCCACGCGUUUACGAAUAACCUCAAAUUCCCCCGCCGCCGAGGCCAAACUGGGUGUUUCCAACACUGACUUUGAUGAAUUUCAAAAAAAACAACAAAAAAACGCAAAGUCACGCUCAGCAGGUCGAGUCACGCGCUCAUAAAACUCCCUCGGUAACAAGCAGCGGCCGGCCACGGAGCCGCUACCUGUCCACGCGGAGCGCUUCCUCUUUUGCUGUGCGCGUGCGCGUGCGACAGGCAACAGCUGAUGCUGAUUAAGGACUCCGCUUCGCGCGAAGUGAAACCAGAGGCCGCGCGUCGGCGCCGGUCACCGGAUGGAGUUCGGUUUCUCCGUCCAAGUCACCGGAGUUUCCUGGGCCGUUUCCACGCAUGCGGCGGCACGAGGAAACACGGACGCGCAGUGACUCACCUGGCCCGCUAUCAGACGCUUACCUGACAUCAUGGGGUUUCUACUGUCCAAGUCCAUUGACGCGAACCUCGCCAAGCAGCAGGAGUUCAUGCUCCACAACUCACGUCUGCAGAUGGAGCGACAGAUCCUGAUGCAGAAUCAGAUGCGGGAGCGGCAAAUGGCCAUGCAGAUCGCCUGGUCCAGAGAGUUCCUCAAAUAUUAUGGCACGUUUUUCACACUAGCCACGCUGGGCCUCACCGUGGGUGCUGUUAAAAGGAGGAAACCAGCCCUGUUUGCUCCCGUCAUUCCACUCGGCUUCAUAUUCGCGUACCAGAUGGACAGCGCUUAUGGGACACUUAUUCAUCGAAUAAGAGGUGAGGCGGAGACGAUCCUGGUGUCCGAACAGGACCGCCUGGAGUUGCCUCACGGGACGCCAACCUUUGAAAGCAUCGAAAAGGCUCGUCGUGCUAAAAGCAGCCUCUCGUCCUUGUUGGAGAAAUGACAAGUUAGUUAUUUGAGACAAAAAUCUCCAAACCGUCCAGUUGAUGCUCACCUCUGCUUCAUUAUGGAUUAAACUGUCCAAUAGCACAUUUGUAAGGUAAUGGUUUGCACUAAUUGUGGUGGAUCAAGAUUGAAUUAAUUGCAGUAUAAUUGAAAACAUAAUUAUUAUCCCCACUAGAGGGCAGAAAGACACAAAGGAGUAAAUAAACAUUUAAUUUAUCAGGGUCUGUUUAAACCAACCAGGUACCAAAGCAAAUAAACCUAUUUAUUGGGGCUAAAGUUUCUUAACUCCACCAACAGUUGUCUGAACAGAGAAAACCUUGGUCGUCUUAGGAGAAUCAAGGUCCUCUCCCAAGGUUGAACUUGAACUUUAUAUCAAAUCUCUUAGCAUUGGUGCGCUACCUAGUACUACAUGACUGUACAGUAAAACAAACUGUGCUUUAAGAAUUACAUUUACAUCUUUGUAAAUUAAAAUAGUAAACUCUC